Lachancea meyersii CBS 8951 is the source of this 1272-nucleotide messenger RNA. The record is from the annotation of a GenBank genome assembly. NCBI's taxonomy places the organism in Eukaryota, Fungi, Ascomycota, Saccharomycetes, Saccharomycetales, Saccharomycetaceae.
AUGGCAGAGCCGCAGACGAGCAAUGAGAAUCACCAACUUUUCAUACUGGUUUCAGACCCACAAAAACAGAGGGAUGAGCAAGGUAAGUCGUCAUUUUACGUGACUUACCAGAUCUCCACAAAGACCAGUGACAAGUCAUAUUACGAUGCAUACCACAGACAAGAAAAUCGAUCUACAGACAAGAGUGAUGGCUCUUCAUUGGAGAUUAUCGUCGUUCACAGGCGGUACAGCGAUUUCUUGCUGCUGCAAAGUAUACUGAGCCAAGACAAUCCAACAUGUGUAAUUCCUCCUCUGCCAGACAAAAAAGUGUUCCAAUACAUUGCUGGUGACCGAUUCAGUCAGACUUUCACACAGAAGAGGUGCCAUAGUCUACAGAACUUUUUGAGACGAAUUUCGGAGCACCCCGUUUUGUCAAAGUCCCAAGUUCUGAUGACCUUUCUUACGAGCGGGGAUUGGGAUGCAUACCGUCGAAGUCUCUCGGGGUCCCUCAACGGCGGCAAAGAAGAGGUAAGCGACACUUUUAUGAAUGCGUUUAAAUCUGUGCACAACCAAACAGAAGAGUUUGUGGAAAUCAAGGAAAAGAGCGAUAAACUUGACCACAAUGUUUCGAAGAUUGAUAAGGUGUUCCACCGGGUAGUUAAGCGCCAGGAUUCUAUUUCAGAAGACUACCUCAAGUUCAGCGCCCAUCUUCAGGACUUGCAAGAGCUUGUAUCCAAUAACUCUGCCGAAGACGAGGCGUUAAGGUCCAAAGUCAAGCUUUUUAAUGAAGGCGUCUCUCAACUGUCAUACGGACUCAAAGAUUUGAGCAAGUUUUUGGAAUACGAGUAUAUCGUUGAUUUGAAGGAUUUGGAGCAUUACAUCGACAGUGUCAAUCAAACUGUCAAAAUAAAAGAUCAAAAACAAAUCGACUAUGAAGAACUUAGCAAUUAUCUCACGAGGUCUAUUAACGAAAAGAACAAUCUUAUUUCUGGUUACGGGGGUGGGAAUUUUUUCACUAGCAAGCUAGAAGAACUGGCUGGUAUCAAUCAGGAAGCAGCCAGACGCGAGAAAAUAUCUAAACUCGAAGCUAAGGUCACGUCCUUAACCGGUGAAGUCGACAAUGCCAAAGAGGUGGCAGAUGCAUUUGAACGAGCAGUUCUUAAGGAGGUGUCAAUAUUUGAAGAAAUUAAAACGAAGGAGUUGAAGAGUUCGCUGGCUUCGCUGGCCGACAACCAAAUUGAGUUCUACAAGAAAAUGGUUGACACAUGGACAAGAGUGGAAGAAGGUCUAUGA